Messenger RNA from Neoarius graeffei (lesser salmon catfish), 1397 nucleotides. RefSeq names its product RAD51 paralog D (gene rad51d). Lineage: Eukaryota; Metazoa; Chordata; Actinopteri; Siluriformes; Ariidae. Gene Ontology annotation, biological process: telomere maintenance; DNA strand invasion; reciprocal meiotic recombination. Gene Ontology annotation, cellular component: centrosome; Rad51B-Rad51C-Rad51D-XRCC2 complex; replication fork. The transcript is spliced from 11 exons. The record is from RefSeq and is a predicted model, not a curated record. Bases 135 to 1130 code for a protein of 331 amino acids. Gene Ontology annotation, molecular function: ATP-dependent DNA damage sensor activity; single-stranded DNA binding; ATP binding.
AUAAGGCGCGAGUCGGCACUCUGUAGCUGAGAGGGUUUUAUCAAACGGAAUGUUUUCUUUUCAGGAAAUACACACGUGUGGGGUGUUAAUAUUUAUGAGCAGCUCGGUUAGUGAAUGUUUCCACCGGAAGUGUCAUGGUGAUCCUGAGGGAAGGUCUGUGUCCGGGGUUGAGUGAAGACCUCAUCAAAGCUCUGCGUGAACGAGAUGUGAGAACAGUCGAGGACCUUGUCUUGUCUGAUCCAGAACAUCUGGCCCAGAAGUGCUCCGUGUCCUACAAGACCUUGGUGGCAGUUCGGCGUGUGCUUCUGGCCCAGCAUGCGGCGUUUCCAGUCUCAGGAGCUGAGCUGUACGACGAGCUGCUGAGCUCCACUUCUAUUCUCUCCACAGGAAUCACCAGUGUCGAUAAGCUGCUUGACUCGGGUCUGUACACAGGGGAGAUCACCGAACUGUGUGGAGGACCAGGAACAGGUAAAACACAGAUGUGCUUCAGCGUAGCUGUCAACAUUGCACAUCAGCUCAACCAGAAGGUUGUGUACAUUGACACAAACGGAGGAAUAUGCGCGAACCGGCUGCUUCAGAUGCUCCAGCAGAAAACGGUCAAUACCGCAGAGCAGAUGAACGCUCUCCAGAGGAUCAGUGUGCUCCGAGUGUUUGACGUCUUCGCCUUGCUGUCCUGUCUUCAAAAUCUGAGAGCCAGUGGUCUUCAGAAGGGAGCUGGUGGUGGUUCAGUCAAAGCCGUGAUCGUGGAUUCUGUGUCAGCCGUGCUCUCCCAUAUGCUUGGCGGAAAACAGAACGAAGGGAUGUCCUUGAUGAUGCAGGUGGCUACAGAACUGAAGAUGAUGGCCAAAGAUUUUAACGUAGCUGUUCUGGUGACCAAUCACGUAACGCGAGAUGGGAAUAAUCAGCUGAAGGCAGGACUGGGGCAGUCAUGGAGUCACGUUCCACGCACACGAAUCCUCCUGCAGCGUUUGGAGCAGCCUGGACCUUCUUCCAGCUUCCGCACAGCCACUCUAUUUAAAUCCUCCCGACAGCCCUGCUACAUGAUGGAGGAGUUUGAUUUGAGUCCACAGCCUCAGGGAGAGUCACAGACCGGGUUUGCGGCGAAGAGAAAACUGGACACUGAUUCAUAAGAAGCUGCACUGCUGAUCUUUCGGUACCUAACAUUUUGAGAAGAGUCACGAUGUGGACUAUAUUCAGUCGGAACGGUUGAGUUUUAUACACCGGAUUGGACCCAGUAAACAUCACGUCUAGUUCUGAAAGUUCUACGUAAAUCAACAACCACUCUGAAGUUGAGGAUAGCACCUUCUGAAAUGUUUUAUUCCUCUUGCACCACAGCAGUUUGCCAACGAUGAUGUUACUUUUAUUCAUGAAUGACAAAACAAGCCAUUUCCUGUUAA